Plasmodium gallinaceum is the source of this 8178-nucleotide messenger RNA. Its product is annotated as conserved Plasmodium protein, unknown function. NCBI's taxonomy places the organism in Eukaryota, Apicomplexa, Aconoidasida, Haemosporida, Plasmodiidae. The coding region runs from base 1 to 8178 and encodes 2725 amino acids. The record is from RefSeq and is a predicted model, not a curated record. The transcript has a single exon.
AUGAGUAUACAUAAUAAUAUAGCAGAAUUAGUCAAAAAUAAAAAGGAGAUAAUAAAGGAAGAAAAAAAAAGACAAAGAGCAAAAAGUUGUGCUUGUGCAAAUUCUGUUAGUGAAGAUAAUAAUAAUGUUUUAGAUAAAAAUUUGUUAAUUAAUAAUUUUCUGAAUUCACAAAAAAUUAUAAAAGAAAUUCAACAAUUAAAUAAUGUCUCACUAAGAACAGCAACUUAUCUGUUAAAUGUUGAAAUAAAAAAAAUAGAAAAAAUAAAACAAUGUAUAAAAUGGAAAAAUGUUCCUUAUAUUUAUCAAAAAUCAGCUGAUGAAAUAUUAUUAAAGAAAAAUGAAUAUAUGAAAAAAUUACAAGAAAAAAUCAAUGAAAAGAAAAAAAAAAACAGAAAAUGUGGUAUUACUAAAGAAAAGGGAGAUAUUAGUACAUUUCGCUCUAAAAGUGUUUUUGAUGAAAAAAAAAAAAAAAAUAAUAAUAAAAAUAAUAAUAAUAAUAAUAAUAAUAAUACAGUUAUUAAUAAUGAAAGCUUACGUGUUUGUUCUGUACAAAAUACAAAAAAUGUUUCUGCACGAAAACUCAAAAAAACAGAAAAACAUGAUGAAAAAAAAAACGAAAAAAUAGAAAUUAAAGAAUUUUCUUUGAAAACAUAUAAAGGAGAAGAAUUGAUAAAUAUAGAUAAUAUAAAAAUGGAAAACAGAAAUGUACAAAAUAAUUAUAAAGAUAAUGAAAAAAUAAUAAAUUAUGAAGGAUGUUGUUAUGCAAAUAAUAAUAGUGUAAAUGAAAAUUAUUUUUAUUAUUAUGAUGAUGAAAAGGAUAAAGUUAGUGAUGAAUAUAAAAAUGAGAGUUUAUUAUGUUGUUUAAGAGAAAAAAAUAAAAAUGAAGAAGAUAACAAUGUAAUAAAUGAUGAAUCAUUUGUUAAUAAGAUGCCACAUAAUUGUAGAAUAAAUGAUCAUAAUUGCUUUUUAAUUAGCAAUAUAAAUGAUCAAAAUAAAAAAGGAUGCACCAAUUUAUAUGAUUUUUCUUAUAGAAAUAACUUAAAUAAUAUAAUAGACAUAAAAAGAAAAACAGCAAUGUGUGUAGAUAAUGAGUAUUCUAAUUUGAAAAUUUCAGAAGAAAAAAAAACAAAAAAGACAAUCCCUAAUUUUGAAAGACACACUGUUUCUUCAUUUAUUAAAAAUUUGAGUACUCAUAAAACACUACAAGAAAAAAAUUAUAGUGAAAAAAUGAAUAAGAAAAAUAAAAAAAAUACAAUUAAUUCUUCCAAGAGAGCAUUAUCUGCUUGCAAUUACUCAACAAAGAGUAAGAUAAAUAAAUUAAAUAUAUUAAAAUCAAAAAAUGUUAAAGAAGAGAUAGAUAAAAAUAACCAAAAUAAUAAUAACGAAAUUAGUGAAAAUGAACAAGCGUUUGAGAAGUUAUGGAAUUUUGUAAUUAAUAGUCCAGAUGCAGGAAGAAAUAAAAAUAUUUCGUUAAACAAAAAAGUUGACUUAUUUAAUAUAGAUUCACUAAAUGAAGAUUACUCUUGGGUAAAUAAUUUAAGAAAUUAUAGUAAUUCUGAAAAUAAAAAAUUAAAAAAAUUACAAAUGAAAAACAAUUUUCGAAAUUCCUAUUCAAAAAUAUCAUGUCGAAAUAAAGUUAUAUAUAAUAAUAAAAAUAAAGAAAAUGAAUUUAAUAAUAAUUUUUUAAAUAAAAAAUUUGGUACACAUUUGACUAAUGAUAAUUUAACAAAAGAUAAAAAUAUACAUUUAUAUAAUAGUAUUUUUUGUUGUAAAAAUGAUUAUUAUGAUAAAAUAGAUGAUAAAGAAAUGAAUAAUGAUAAAUAUUUUCUUUACGUUAAUAAAGAUUAUAACAAUGAUGAGAAUUGUAACUUUCAUAAUAAAUAUAUGAAUAAUUAUAUAAAUAAUGAAGGAAAAAAAGUAGUUAAAGAAAAUUAUAAAACGAAAAAAUUUCUAGAACAAGAAGAAAAAAUUCCCUUAGAUAAAAUUAAAGAACGAAAAACUUAUGGUAGAACAGAAGAUAAUAAUAAUAAUAAUAUGAAUAUUCUAGAAGGAAAAAAAGUUUAUUAUAUGAAUGAAAAUAUUCCCAAUAAUUUUAAAAUAUUAAUAAAUGGGACAAAUGGAAAUGUUAUAGAGUAUAAUGGAAACAAAGUUGAAUCAAGAUUUGAUGUCAUAAAAAAAAAAGAAAUUAUACAAGAAAAAACAGACCAAGAAAAUCCAAUUUUAUGUGGUUAUAUUAACAAUGUGUUUAAUGAUUGUAAAGAAAAUGAUAAUUAUAUAAAUAUAAGAUCAAACAAUGAUAAUAUUUCUAAAUGUAUUAAAUUAAAAAAUAAUCAAGAAAAUACUUUUCUUAAUAAUGAAUUAAAUAAUCAUAAAACUAUAAAUUUAAGAGUUAAAUGCAUGAAUAAUUCAAAUCAAAACUUAUGUAAUAAUGUUAAUAACAGUAAUUUACAUAAUGUCAAUAACGAUAAUUACAUAUAUAAUAAUAAUGUUGAUGGUAGUUUAUCAAAUAUUAACAACAGAGAUAAAAACUCCCUUUUUAAUAGAUUAAAAAAUAAGAUUUCUUGUCAGUAUUCAAAAAAUAAUAGUAUUGAAGAUAAUUGUGAUACUUUAAGCAUAAAAGAAAAAAUAAAAACAGAUGAAAAUGCCAAUAAUUACGAAGAUAUAUGUAAUAGAAAUGAUAGCAUAAGGGAAAAAAAUGAAAAUUUAGGCGAAAUGGAUAUAGAAGAUAAUCAUUGCUUUAAAACAUUAUGUGUUUAUAAUAACUUUAUUCUAAAAAAACAAUGUAAUGAAGACGAAAAUAAUGAAGUGAACUCUUGUACUGAAGAAAAAGAAUUAGGAGUAAAUGAAACAAAAAAAAAGAAAUUAAAUAAACAAAAAAAAAGGAAUUCUAAUAAAAUCUCAAAUAAAGAUAGCAUGGAAGAUAGUACAAGAUCCGAUAUGACAUAUUAUAAUAGCGAUUCUUUUGAUAGUUCUCAAAAAUUAAAACAUUUUUGUUGCAUAAGUGAAAGAUAUAAUGAAAGUAAAAAUGAAGAUAAAGAUAAUGAGGAAACUCCUAAAUAUAAUAAAGUAAGAUAUAGUUGUAAUACAGAUACAACUAAAAAAGGUAGUAUCAUUAAUGAAAAGGAUAUAUAUAGUGUAUCUAAAGAAAUUCAUAAUGAUAUGCCUAUUCUGAAAUGUAAAAAUUUAAAUGAAAUACUUCAUAAAAAUUGUAAUCUAAAUUUUAAUAAAAAUAUGGACUUAAAUUAUGAAGAGGAUAAUAAAAACAAUGAAAUUUCUAAAAUUGAAUAUGUAAAACCAGUUUAUGAUAAUAUAGAUUUUAAAAAUGGUAAAAUAAUAGAAAUGAAUAGAAAAUCAUCUAAUUUUACUUGCUUUUCUUUAAAUAAUAAUAUAAAUAAUGAGAAAAUUUCUUCAUCUUUAGAUAAUUAUGUAAAGAUAAAAGAUAAAAUUCUUAUACCAAAACUUAAAUUAGAUAAAAUUCAAAAUAAAAAUGGACAAAAUUUUAAUUCUUAUGAGAUCCAAGAAGUUUACGCACUAAAUGAAAGUAAUUCUAAUAAAAAUAAUUUAAAUAAAAAUGAUUUAAAAAAGAAAAAUUAUACAGAAAAUGGUUUUUUCAAUAUAAAUCCUAAAUGUUGUUAUUCUUUUGUAAAUUGUAAUAAUACUAAUAAUAAUAACUUUGCUAUCAAUAAUUUUGUUAAUAAUGAUGAAUUUUCUGAAUAUAAUCUUCAUAAUAGUAAUUCACUUAAUUUUGAAAGUAAAUAUUUAGAAGUUCCAUAUAAUUCGAAAAAUUUGAGUGAAAGCAAAGUUAGGAACUUUUCUAAUAUAAAUAAUAAAGAUGUUAUUAAAAAAAAUAUAUAUUAUAACAAUAUACCUAAAGAAGGAAAAGAAAAAAAUUUAAGAUCAUUAACAGUUGACUGUAAUUAUUAUAAACCUAAUACCAUAUGUGGAUUAAAUAAUUUAGAAAGAAAUUCAAUAGUUAUGAACAACUUUACUUCUAAUCAAAUGCAUCUAAGUAAAAAUAAAAAUGAAAACACAUCUUUAAAUUAUGCAAUUACUAAAAAUGUUUUCAAUAAUAGAUGUACAAGUCACAUAGUAAACAAAACCUCUGGUCAUCAUUCAAAAAGAAAAUUCUUUUUAAACGAUUAUGAGGAUUUAAGAUGUGAUGCUGGAAAUUGUCAAAGUAUUAAACCAAAUUUGAAUUGCAUUAAAAUAAAUGAUAUGACUAAUAGAGGUAAUCAAUUUUUACAAAAUAAACAUUCCAGUAAUUGUGUAGAUAUUUAUGUUUAUUCAAAUAAUUUAAAGAAUAUAAAUAUAAGUGAUAAUAAAAAGGAUAAUUUUCAAGUAAAAAAUAAAAAAACAAAUAUAGAUGAUAAUAUUAAUAAUAAUAAUAAUAAUUAUUUUGAUGAUAAUAAUAACGAUGACAAUAAUAAUAAUGACAACAAUAAUAAUAAUAAUAAUAAUGACAACAAUAAUAAUAAUAAUAAUAAUAAUGACAACAAUAAUAAUAAUAAUAAUAAUAAUAAUAAUAAUAAUGACAACAAUAAUAAUAAUAAUAAUGACAACAAUAAUAAUAAUAAUAAUAAUAGUAAUAAUAAUAAUAACAACAAUAAUAAUGACAACAAUAAUAAUAAUAAUAAUAAUGACAACAAUAAUAAUAAUAAUAAUAAUAAUAACAACAACAACAACAACAAUAAUAAUAAUAAUAAUAAUAGUAAUAAUAAUGAAAAUAACAACAAUAAUAAUAAUAAUAAUAAUAAUAACAACAACAACAACAACAAUAAUAAUAAUAAUAAUAAUAGUAAUAAUAAUGAAAAUAACAACAAUAAUAAUAAUAAACUUCACAAAAAUAAUUACAAUAGUAACAGUAAAAAUAAUAGUAGUUGUGUAUAUAAUAGAUCUAGUAGUUAUAAUAUUAGACAAAACAAUAGUUCAAUAAAAUCCUAUACAAGUAAAUUUCUAAAUUUUUUUAGAAAAAGUAAUAAUAAAGAUGAAACAAAAAUUAAUAAUAAAAGUAAAUUAGAAAAUAAAGUAAAUAGAUUGAAUUCAAAUUAUACCAGAAAUAAAAUUAUAAAUAUUUCAUCUUUUACAAAAAAUAACUUUCAAAAUAUUAACACAUAUAACUCUAUAAAUAAUUUAAAUUAUCUAAAUAAUAAUAAAAAUAAUUUUAUUCCUGUAUUUAAAGAUAACUUUAUUCCUCCAACUAUGACUUUUAUUAGAAAUUCAAAAAAAAAAGAAAGAAGUAAAACUACUCCAUUAAACAAAAAUAGCUUUCUUUCAGUAAAUAAUUCACGACAUAAUGCAUUAGUUGAUUAUAAAAUUGAUUCUCAAAUUUCAAAUUUUAAUUUAUUAGAAAAAAGAAAGACAUGUAAUUUUUCAUCAGUUCCAUGUGACAAUAAUAAUUUAUAUAAUUCAUAUCAAAAUGGGAUAUCUAGUAAGAUGAAUUUAAAUAUAAAUGAUUUUAGUAAUCUUACAAAUAAAAAAACAAAUAAUAAUUAUAAUGAGAAAAUAGCACAUGGAGAAGUUAAAAUAGGUUAUAUUGAGGAUAAUUGUAAUACAAACUCUAAUAAAUAUAAUUAUGUGGAUAAAGAGAAUAUAUUAAAAGAUAUUUCACUAAAUAAUCUAAAUUAUUGUAAUGAAAAUGAUAUAUUGUUUAAUAAAAGGAACUAUCAUAACAUUUCUCCAACUAAACAAAAUGAAAUAAAAUAUUAUGAUGCUAAUAAUGAUAAUAACAAUAAUGCUUCAAAUUUAUUUGAAAAAAAUGUAAAUAAUAAUGUUUUUUAUAAUAAUAAUAAUAAUAAUAAUAUUGGUUAUCAUGAUAUUAACCAAAAUAAUUUUACAAUAAGUAACAAUGAUAAUUUUUUAUGUAAAAAUAACAAUAAUGAAAAUUAUAAAAUAGAUAAAAAUACUUUAGAUAAAAACAAAAAUGAAACAUAUUCUGAUCAAUAUUCAACAGAUAUAUCAGACAGAAUUUCUGUAAAUCAUUCAGGUAGGUUAUCAAAAAAUGAAAAACAAAUGGAUGAUCAAAAUGUAUAUGAGAAAAGUAAUUUUCAGACUAAUAUGCCUAAUGAGAUAUACUGUGGAUAUGCAAGGGAACAAACUUUUAAUGAAAUUUUUAAAAAUCCAGGUAUCUUAUAUAAUAAAGAUACUAAUGAAAAAAAUAUCAAUCAAAUAAUUUAUAAUGAAUUACAUCCUAUUACGAAAUUAAAUGGAGAAUAUAAAAAUAACAUGUAUAUAAAUAAAGAAAUAUGUGGAAGUAAUUCCAUAGAUAAAUUACAUAAAAAUGAAUUAUUUACACAAAAUACAAAAGAUCAUUUAAUUUAUAAAGAGCUUGAAAGCUUUCAUAUACCAGUUAAAGAAAAUAUAUUGAAUAAUCAAAUUUUAAAAAAUGAAAAUUCAAAUUAUCAAUCAAAUUAUGCAAAAAAUUUUGCCUUUAAUGUUAAAGGAAAUCAGAAAAUUAAUAAAAAUUUAGAACAAAAUUUUGAUAUAAUAGAGGAGAAUAAUCAAGGAGUCAAUGGAAAUAAAUAUGUAAAAAUAGAUGAAGUAGAUGGAAAAAAAGAUAAUAAAUUAUAUAUAAAUGAUGAAAUUUAUCCAAAAAUUGAGAAAGAAAAUGAAAGAAUAAAUGAAAAAAUUGAAGAUAAUGAAGAAGAAAAAAAUAGUGAAGUUGUAAAUGAAUAUGAAGAAGUAAAAGAAAAGAAACAUAUGAUGAUAAAAAAGGAAGAGAAGGAAGAAGAAAAUAAAGAGGAAGAAGUAGAGGAAGAAGAAGAUGAAGAGGAAGAAGAGGAAGAAGAGGAAGAAGAGGAAGAAGAAGAAGAGGAAGAAGAAGAAGAAGAGGAAGAAGAAGAUGAAGAGGAAGUAGAGGAAGAUGAAGAGGAAGAAGAGGAAGUAGAGGAAGAAGAAGAAGAGGAAGAAGAAGGUGAAGAAGAAGAAGAGGAAGAAGAAGUAGAGGAAGAAGAAGAAGAGGAAGAAGAAGUAGAGGAAGAAGAAGUAGAGGAAGAAGAAGAUGAAGAUGAAGAAGAGGAAGAAGAAGAUGAAGAUGAAGAAGAAGAGGAAGAAGAAGAUGAAGAUGAAGAAGAAGAGGAAGAAGAAGAAGUAGAUGAAGAUGGAGUAAAAGAAGAAAAAAAUAAAGCUAAUAAUAGCGUUAAUAUUAAUAAAAAUAAAAUCCCUUUUUGUAAGAAAUCUAUAGUAAACGAGAAAGAAUUAAAAAAUAUCAACAAAAUAGAUGAUUUGCUAAAUGUAAAAUUAGAAAAGAAUAUGUAUAAUUCAAUAAAAUUAACCAAUUUUGAUAAUUCAAAAGAUGAUAAUUUAGAUGAAUCAUUAUGUAAAAAUAAUAACAUAUUCAAAUUUCCUACAAGGAAAGAUAUAAACAGUAAAGAAAAAAUAAUAAAAACAUAUGAAGACAUAGUUGAAAAUAAAAUAAUACCUUUAAUUAAUUCAGAGGUUAAAAAUGUAAUACAAGAAAAAUUAUUAAGUAAAAAGGAUAUAAUCGUAAACAAUUCAGAUAAAAAUUAUGAUUCACUUAAUUAUACGAACUCUUCACAAAAUAAUGCAUCUAUGGAAAAAACGUGUGAUAAUUCGGAAACAAAACACUCAAAAAAUAAUAUAGAUACUCAAGAAAAUUAUGAUCCCAAUUACUAUAUGAAUAGAAUUCCAUCUUCUAUUAAUGAGAAUAAAAAAGAAAAAGUAAGUACUUUAAUAAAAAACUCAAAAAAAAGUUUAAAUUCUCCUUAUAGUCGUUUAAGUAGUACAAAUAAUAAAAAUUUUCUAUCUACACCAGUACCAAAUGGAAAUUAUUCUUCACGAAUUUUUUCUUUUGAUAAAAAAAAAGAAAACAAUUUAAAUACUAUUGACAAGAAAAAUAAUAUAAAUAAAGAAAAAGAUGAUAUAUCACUCAAAUAUAAAAAUAUGGAUAAUUUCAGUAAAAAUUCAUUAUCUAAUGCAGUUUUAAGUAGUAAUGUUAGUGAUAACUAUACAAAUUUAACACACAAAAAUCUGGAUGAAAUCGAAAAGCAAAUAAUACGUAGCAAAAGAAACAAUGAAGAUUUAAAAAAGAAACUACAAGAACAAAUAAUUAUACAACAAGGACUUUUAAAAAUAAAGGAACAGCAACAGAUUUAUAUAGAAAUGUUGAAACAAAAUGAAAUGGAGAAGCAAAAAGAAAAGACUUAUAUUAAAAACAUAUAA